Monoraphidium neglectum is the source of this 1305-nucleotide messenger RNA. RefSeq lists its product as hypothetical. The record is from RefSeq and is a predicted model, not a curated record. The coding region runs from base 1 to 1305 and encodes 434 amino acids. The transcript is spliced from 8 exons. Lineage: Eukaryota; Viridiplantae; Chlorophyta; Chlorophyceae; Sphaeropleales; Selenastraceae.
AUGGGGACGGUUGCGUCACCCGCGCCGGCGGCGCAGGCGGGUCUGGCGGCGUCGCUGCACUACUCCGGUCAGGGGCGCAGCCCCGCGGGGCGCAUCGGACUGCGUGCCAUUGACCCGGAGCGCUACGUGAUAUUCGACGUGUCCACCAGCCGCGUCCUGGAGGAGGUGGAGGCCAACAAGGCAUUCUACGUGGUCUAUGAUGGCGCGGUCUACCUGCACCAACGCACCUCCUAUGUGUGUGAGCUGCUGGACCUGGGGGAGAGGGUGGCCUACGUGAGGCCCACACGCGCCAAAUACUACACCUCGGUGUCUGACGUCACCGACGUGCACGUGACCGGCUCCAAGGUGGCCUACCCGACGCCAAGGGAGGCCCUCGCCGCCAUACAGGCACGGCGGGGGGGCAUGGGCGGCGGCGGCGGGCCUGGAGGCGUUAAGACGGAAGCAGGGAUGGGGGUGAAGAGUGAGGCGGGGGGAGAGGGUUUGGGGGUGAAAGUUGAGGUGAAGGAUGAGGAGCAGCACGAGGGGCAGCAGGCAGCAGUGGUGCCAGGGUGGGCCGCCCAGCACCCCGCCAGCGGGGACGGCAGGGGCCUCACGGCGCCCUCCGAUGGCGACGGCGGGAGCAGCAGCGGCGGCGACGGCGACGGCGACGGCGACGGCGACGGCGACGGCGGCGGUGACAGCAGCAGCAGCGGCGGCAGCGGUGGUGGUGGUGGUGGCAGCAGUGCGUGCUGUGAGUCGUGCUACGUGACAGUGAGGUUCCUGGGGUACCACACCGUGGCUCACGGCACCGGGGAGAUCCUGGACAGCGUGCAGCUCUUCCUGCCGGACAGCCAGUGGGAGACGCAGGCCUCCUACGUGCGGCUGCCCCCCACCGCCCGGCGGCGCUGCCGUGACGCGGCCCUGGACUUCAGGGAGGGGGUGCACGCGGCGGCCCACGCGGUGCUCAACGCGCUGCCGCUCUACAUGGUGUGCAACCCCUCGGACGUGGCCACAGAGUGCGACAACCCCUACGACACGCGCUACCGCCCCGAGCGCCUGCUGCUGUACGACAAGCACCCGGGAGGGAUAGGGCUCGCGGCACAGGCGACCCCCCUGUUCCCCGAGCUGCUGAGGAGGGCCCUGGCGCUGGUGACGGAGUGCCCCUGCCCCUACCACCGCGGCUGCCCCGCCUGCGUGCAGCACCUGGACUGCAAGAACUACAAUGCGGUGCUGAGUAAGGCGGGGGCUGCGGUGGUGCUGAGGGCCGCGAUAGAGCAGGAGGAGCGCCAUGCCGCCGGCCACGGGCCACGAGAGGGCGGUGCCUGA